AUGGGAGAAACAACUUUUACUUUAGGUUCUGGUUUAACUGAAGAUCAGAUUGACCAAAUUGAAGAUUUUGAAAUAGCUAUGAAGUUACUUAAAGCGCGUAAAAGUGAUAUUGGCAACAUGGCUAUGACAUUAGACGAUGUUAAAGAUAUUUUAAAAUUAUGUAUUAACGGUGAAAGACGCAAGAAUAGCCAGCUUUCCACGGUCAUCAAUCAAUCAGUAAAAGCAUGCGAAGAAAAUAAGAUAGAGUUAAUGAGACUGACCAAUGCUUUCCAUGACGAUAUUGUAGCAUCGGUAGACGAGCUAAUGAGAGAAGAAUGGCAUGCAGCCAUGUUUAAUGUGGAUCAUAAACUACAGACCAUUUCUACUCAAUUGGCGGAUACUCGAUGUCGCUUACUAGUAGUAGGAGAAUCCGGUGCGGGAAAGAGCAGUUUUAUCAAUUUACUUCUUGGCUAUGAUAUCUUACCCAAUGGUUUCGAAUUCCCUACUACAUGCCCUUGUGAAUUGCAUUAUAGCACACGCCCUGCUAUACACUUAUAUACGGAUUGUCACGGUUCUUCAGAGCCCAUUAUUGUCCAAUUAGAUCAUAAUCUUGGAUUUUCUGAGCAAUUGAUCAAUUUUACAAGUUGCUGUGAUGAUCAAAAUAACUAUUAUCAAAGAGCAGAAAUUUUCUUACCUUUACCAAUUCUUAAGCACGGCUUAGUGAUUAUUGACACACCAGGAAUCGAUACGGGAGAAGAUACUAUUAAACAGUUAAUGAGCUAUUUACCUUUAAUUACUGGAGUUAUUUAUGUUACACGAUGUGAUGAUGAUAUUAAAUUACAAGAAAAUCAGUUUAUGGAUCUAUUAUCCAUCAUGUACUAUGAAUAUCAGAAGCUUUUCGAACGAUUAUCUCCCAAAUCUGUCAUAUUUAUAUGCACACACAAAGACUACAUGAUGCCGCAAGAAUCGAUAGAAGAUUUACAAAGUAAAAUUCGUGCAAAAAUGUUAACUUACUGGAGAGGAUGCACUGAAACGCAAAUCCAUUUCCUUUCAAUUACUAAAGCUAUCCAUUAUUUCCAUCUUGGCUAUAUUUCCGACGAAUUAUACUGUAUCAUUGGUGGUCUACAACGGCUAGUUAUAGAUGGUAUGAAUGACAAAGUGCUCAAGCAGGGCGAAACUUUGCAGAAUCUACUCGAUUCCAUCCUCUUUCGUUACCGUGUAAGACUACAAAAUUUCGACAAAAACCAUCACCAAAGAGAAGAAGAAAUUGAAAAUUUGUUAAAAAUUUUGGAUCAAUUAACUAUUGAAGUUGAAGAGAAAGAUGUCUUGAAAGAUACUAUGGACCUAAUGAAAGAGAAGCAGGAAACCAUCAUUCAUAAUAUCGUUAGCUUUCUGCAAUCACCGCAAGCCAAAGAACAGUUACUUCAAUGGUCUGAUAGUGAUCUGCCAUCCGGUGAAGGUAUGAAAAUAAUUGAUAGUAUUAUCCAAAAGAAAAUUAAUCGGCGUUAUAUAACCAUUGUUAAUGAAUGGGAGGAAAAAGAGCAAAUGUUUGCUCAAUUUCGCAGAGAACUUAUUGAACGAUUAGAGGAAAAAUUUGGUGCUAUUGCAAAUACAUUAGAUAAAUAUCGUAAUGAAGUAAUUGUUCAUUCCACGAUAACAAGUCAUGGUAAAGCAUCUUAUCCAUCCAAUACACUAUUUCAUCGUGCUUUUUCAACCAGCGAGAAAGUAGCCAUAGGAGUAACUUCACCAAUUUGGGUACCGGCAGGCUUGUUAGCAGCUGUCAUUGCAUUGCCCGUUAUGGGAUUUAAAUUUACACUUACAAGCUUAUCGGAAAGGCGUAAAAAGCAUAAAUAUAAUAAGGACAAGAUAAAAUAUGUCCAAGAAAUAGUAGAAGCAUCCCUUGAAUCUAUUACUGUGCCCGGCCGAUUGAAUUCAUUAGUGGAAGGGCAUAUUAAGCCAAUUAUUGAAUAUUAUACUAAAAUGAGCUCAGAAAUACCAGGUAUACUUAAAACCGAAAAAUCUUUAUUACAAAAAGAGUUAAAUCAUAUCCAUAAUAAUCAAUUCAUCUAUGAAGACACACUCGAUAUACUGCAAUUUGGCCAACAAUUAUUAGAGGACAUUGCUACCUUUAAGUAUACAAAAUUAAAACAGCAUCAAUUUUACAAAAUGGAAGAUAUACUCGAUUUAAAUUUGAAAAAUCCAAUUCUUCAGCAGGAGAAAAGUAGCAUGUACUUUAGUCGAUUAAAAAAAUGCGGGGGUGAAAUUAUUCCAAUAACAUUAAAUAUAACUAAUCAACCUGCCGACAACGACAUUAAUCAAGAUGAAGCAAAGUGUAUCCUUCAAGUUCUCAACACUGAAUCGAUCUUGAGAAAUUUAAAUCAUCGCAAUAUUAUUGCAUUUUAUGGUUUGGUAGUGGAUCCGGAGCGAAUACAAUCACCUUAUUUAGCCUUUGAACAGAUUAAAAUGACUCUGAGAAGUUAUUUCUUUGAUUAUAUGGCCAAUGUUCCAUCUUAUUAUGAUGAACAUGAUACGAAUAUGAUGGAAACCUAUCAUGUUGUCAUUCGCUAUGCAACUCAAAUCAUCUCGGCACUAGAUUAUAUGCAUACCUAUGGAUAUAUCUACAAGAAUUUAAACUUGGACACAAUUGCUCUAUCGCAUAGCAAUGAAAUUAAACUGUGUGAAUUUGGAUAUGUUACCACUUCUUCACAACCGGAAGACGAUGCAUCGUCUCACUUCUAUAUAGCGCCAGAAGUAUUGACCGGAAAACGAAUUUAUAAUGUCAAAGCAGAUACUUAUAGUUUUGCUAUGGUAAUGUAUGAGAUGUGGUACGGAAGUUAUGCUGAAGAAGCUAUGCCAGAGAAGGAGGACGAUAAGAAAGAGAUUGACGAGAAAAAUUAUAUCGAUGCGAUCACUCAAAGCAAGAGGCCUUCAUUGGAAUUUACACCACAACCGCCAAAAGCUUGGAUAGACUUAAUGGUUCAAUGUUGGUCUCUGAAUCCGGUUUCUCGUCCAACAACAGCGGACAUUCUGCUUUGUCUUUCAAAAUGUACAUAUAAAGAUUGUUGA
Molecule: messenger RNA, 3045 nt
Organism: Trichoplax adhaerens
Lineage: Eukaryota; Metazoa; Placozoa; Uniplacotomia; Trichoplacea; Trichoplacidae
Exons: 8
Coding region: 1-3045 (1014 amino acids)
Biological process (GO): protein phosphorylation
Molecular function (GO): ATP binding; protein kinase activity
Source: RefSeq, a predicted model, not a curated record